GCAAAUUCUACAAAAGAAAUGAUGUCUUGCCGAUAAAAUCAGCCAGACCACUCAGUGUGCUCUGACCGCUCGAUCCGUUUAGACAACACAGAAAACAGUUCAGCAUCAUGGCCGAUGAGAAGAAGAAGGUUAAGAAGAAGAAGACCAAGGAAGAGGGAGGUACUUCUGAAACCGCUUCUGAAGCCGCAUCAGAGGCAGCAACCCCAGCACCAGCUGCUACUCCGGCUCCAGCCUCAACCACUGGAUCGAAGAGAGCGUCAGGUGGCUCACGUGGCUCAAGGAAAUCAAAGCGCGCUGGUUCCAGUGUGUUCUCUGUUUUCUCACAGAAACAGAUUGCCGAGUUCAAGGAAGCUUUCCAACUAAUGGAUGCCGACAAGGAUGGCAUCAUUGGCAAGAACGAUCUGCGUGCUGCCUUCGACUCUGUUGGUAAAAUCGCUGCCGACAAGGAGUUGGACCAGAUGUUGGGUGAGGCCUCCGGCCCCAUCAACUUCACCCAAUUGCUGACCUUGUUCGCCAACCGUAUGGCCCAAGCUGGUGCCAAUGACGAAGACGAAGUUGUCAUUGCUGCCUUCAAAACAUUCGAUAUCGAUGGCCUCAUUGAUGGUGACAAAUUCCGCGAAACCCUCAUGAACUUCGGUGACAAAUUCACCGCCAAGGAGUGCGACGAUGCCUGGGAUCAGAUGGUCAUUGACGACAAAAACCAAAUCGAUACCGCAGCCCUUAUUGAAAUGCUCACCGGCAAGGGUGAGGAAGAGGAGGAGGAAGCCGCUGCAUAAACACAAACUGGCUAGACUCUUGCAAAACACCAGCAAAAAAAUAAGUAAAAAAAAUAUUUAUAUCAAAAUAAUCGUAAUACAAAACAACAAGAUCCUGUUUUGAAAAAAAAAAUGUAUCUUUACUUUUUUAAAAAAUAAUUAACAACAUACUUUGUGUGUA
This is a messenger RNA of Anastrepha ludens (Mexican fruit fly), 936 nucleotides long. RefSeq names its product myosin regulatory light chain 2 (gene Mlc2). Lineage: Eukaryota; Metazoa; Arthropoda; Insecta; Diptera; Tephritidae. Gene Ontology annotation, molecular function: myosin heavy chain binding; calcium ion binding. Gene Ontology annotation, biological process: post-embryonic development; locomotion. Gene Ontology annotation, cellular component: cytoplasm; myosin II complex. The transcript has 3 exons. The coding region runs from base 108 to 776 and encodes 222 amino acids. The record is from RefSeq and is a predicted model, not a curated record.